Molecule: messenger RNA, 744 nt
Organism: Cynara cardunculus var. scolymus (artichoke)
Lineage: Eukaryota; Viridiplantae; Streptophyta; Magnoliopsida; Asterales; Asteraceae
Product: inactive protein RESTRICTED TEV MOVEMENT 2-like
Exons: 2
Coding region: 1-744 (247 amino acids)
Source: RefSeq, a predicted model, not a curated record
AUGGCGAGAAGACCGAGGGGCGGUGAAGUGAAUACUAAUCGGCCACAACGAACCAUCAUUGGCCGUGUUUAUGAACCGUUCAAGCCGAUAUCUGAAUGGAAACAAGAAGAUCAUUACGACGCUCUUCUUAUUUAUCUCCCUGGAUUCCGGAAGGAGUUUAUGAAGCUCACAGUCGAAUAUCCGAACAAGCUUCGGGUUCGUGGAGAGCAUCUUGUUGCUGGAAACAAAUGGAAUCGGUUUCGGGAAGACUUUGAAGUUCCUAAAAACUGUAAAAUGAGCGGAAUUCGAGCUAAAUUCGAUGGCGGAAUCCUCACCGUUACCAUACCAAGGAAGAUCAACGAUGCACCCACCACCACCAACGCCGCCACCAUCGCCGCCGCAACCACCCCAAAGUCAAAGGAACCCAUGAAAAAUGCAAAACAAGAUCAUACAGACACAGCAAAGCGGAGUUCUUCUUCCAAUUUAGAUGCCACUGAUCAAAAUCUCCGGCCACAACCACCGGCGGCGAACCCUGGUGGUCUGCAACCACCAUUAGAUGGAUCCAAAUCAACAGAAGGGAUCAGCAGUAAAGUGGAGGAGUAUAAGAGGGUGUGGAAAGGGUUAGCCAUGGGAGGGAUGAAGGAGGAAAGAGCGGUGGUGGUGAACAUGGUUGCGGUGGUGGUGCUGGUGGUUGCUCUUGGGGUUUAUGUUUCCUACGCCAUUAAUGGAACUUCGAGCUACCGGAAUAAUCAAGCAGCAUAUUGA